AUGAAAAUGUUCUGGAUUCUUUUGAUUCUAUUUUUAUCUGGAGCACUUGGUGCUCCAAUACAUAACUGCUCGAUGGCUGAUAACAUGAUAAGCACUCACCUGUUCGAGUUCUCCGAAGCCCUUCAAACAGUUCUGGACGAGAAAAAUUCUUUUGAAAUGCUUCGUGGAGAGGAUGAGGACAACUUCAUCUUUGUGCAAGGAUGUGAAACUAUCGAAAAGGAUUUGAGUGCUAUCAGUUGCAAAAAAUUGAGACUCAAAAACCUGAAAGUUGUCAGACAAUGCUACGACGUUGAAAUAACUGGGACACCGUUGUCUUAUUGUAUCAAAAGAAAAUUGGACGUAAAUAAAGUGACCAACCGAUGUGUGAAAACAUAUUUGGAGCCGAAGAACACCCAACAACUGAAACGUCUUUUCGACACCAAUAUGAAGUGUCUUGUGGAUGGAUUCAACCAGUUAUGUGGACCUGAAUCCGGAAAAAUUUUGGAAGAAAAUCUGAAGAAAAUCAAAUAUUUGAAAGGAAUAAAUGAGGUGUUUGAUGGAAAUCUUAUCGCUUUAUAA
Molecule: messenger RNA, 558 nt
Organism: Caenorhabditis remanei
Lineage: Eukaryota; Metazoa; Nematoda; Chromadorea; Rhabditida; Rhabditidae
Exons: 3
Coding region: 1-558 (185 amino acids)
Source: RefSeq, a predicted model, not a curated record